Lycium barbarum (goji berry) is the source of this 651-nucleotide messenger RNA. RefSeq lists its product as uncharacterized. The transcript is spliced from 2 exons. The record is from RefSeq and is a predicted model, not a curated record. Lineage: Eukaryota; Viridiplantae; Streptophyta; Magnoliopsida; Solanales; Solanaceae. Bases 1 to 651 code for a protein of 216 amino acids. Gene Ontology annotation, molecular function: zinc ion binding.
AUGGCAAAAGCAUAUACGCAAGAUGAGUUUGAUGAGUUGAUGCUUAAAGUUCAGAAAGUAGAUAUGCGGGUUGCAGAGUAUUUGGAUGAAGCUAGUAGGGAUAGGUGGGCUAGAGUUUAUGCAAUUGUUAACCGAGGUGGGAAAAUGACCUCUAACAUUGCGGAGUGUAUUAACAAACAUCUUCUAGCUGCUAGAGAACUGCCGAUAUGUGACUUUCUGGAAGAGAUUGAACCAUCAACAGAAUUUGUGUACACGGUACAUGAUGGACGAAGGCGUUUCAUUAUUAAUCUGAGUAACAAAACAUGCAAUUGUCGUAUGUCUCAAUUAGACGAAAUCCCAUGUCCGCAUGCAUGGGCUGUUAUAAAACAGAAACAUUUGGUUGUUGAUUAUUAUUGCUCUGAUUUAUUCAAGCCAGAGACAGUUGUAAAGACAUACGAUAUUGUUGCGGAUCCUCUACUAGACGAGUGUGAAUGGAAAAUUCCAAAAGACAUCUUGGAUGAAGUGGUGUUGCUGCCGAGAUACAAAAGAUCACUUGGUAGGCCAAAGAAGAGGCGUGACAAACCUUUACAUGAAUUAAUGGCUGGAAAAAAAAAGACACGCUUGCAGUACUUGUGGACAACUUGGACACAACAAGCAUUCAUGCGGUUUUGA